AUGACGGGCCAAGACGAGAUCGAGGUCACGUGCUAUGCCCUAGCCGAAGCUUUUAAUCCUCCCCAUCUUCACCGAAUCUGCCUACCUCAAGAUGGAUGUUUCCGAGCCCUGUCCCUGAAAUCCAGCGCACAAACCUCGGCAAUGUUGUCUUACUCCUCAAGAUCGAAAAUCUGCUCGAUUUCGACUUCAUGGAUCCUCCCCCGCAGGAGAAUAAACUCAAUUCCAUGUACCAGCUCUGGGUUCUUGCUCGACCCACCGCUCGCCAAAAUGCUUCUCAUGGGCGAAAAACGAGGUUUUGACGAUCGUGUCCAUGCAUCGGUUUUCUUCCGGCCUAAGGAUCGGGCGGAAGAAAGGAGAAAUUCUUUGUGCUGGAAUCCGAUAGUCAACGUGUACCAGCAGUGGAAAGGUGGAAAGGAAAGGGUUUGCAAUUUAACGUUAUCUGGAGGCGGGGAACUUGGGGGAACCUUGGCGGCGAUGUCGGAGAACGGCGUCAACAGGACGCGGCGUCGACGAAGGCAUAAUGGGAUAAGUCGGGGGCUGCUGGGAAGGCGAGGUCGCGAGGCUGCGACAACGGAGGACGGCGUCGACGGUGCAGACGGGUACGGUCUCGACAGUGGCGGCCUGAAGGGACGGCGUCGAUGGGGCGGCGUCGACGGCCCAGCGCGGGGGAGGCGAAAGAGCGACGACGGAGGACGGCGUCGACGGGGCGCCCCGGUAACGGGGACGUUCUCGACAGUUGCGGCCUCAAUGGUGGCGGCGUCGACGGGGGAGUCGACAACGGUGGCGUCCUCGACGGUGGCGGCGUCGACGGGGGAGUCGACGCUGGUGGCGUCCUCGACGCUGGUGGCGUCGACGGGAGCGGCGAGGGUUGAUGGCGUCCAGGGGCAAAUUGCUACAGUGCCUUACAUCGUAUAA
Striga asiatica is the source of this 915-nucleotide messenger RNA. Lineage: Eukaryota; Viridiplantae; Streptophyta; Magnoliopsida; Lamiales; Orobanchaceae. The record is from the annotation of a GenBank genome assembly.